Colletotrichum siamense is the source of this 363-nucleotide messenger RNA. RefSeq lists its product as uncharacterized. The transcript has a single exon. The record is from RefSeq and is a predicted model, not a curated record. NCBI's taxonomy places the organism in Eukaryota, Fungi, Ascomycota, Sordariomycetes, Glomerellales, Glomerellaceae. Bases 1 to 363 code for a protein of 120 amino acids.
AUGGAACAAUUCGAGUUCCACCCCGCAGCCUCCGCCCCCGGCCGCACUUGGACCGAGCUAGAACCCGGCGUCGACGAGAUGCUCCUCAACGCCGACCCGGCCACCGGCCGCCGCACGACCCUCCAGCGCUGGCGCCCCGGCGCCGCCAACCGCCAGCCCCUCUUCGUCCACGACUAUGUCGAGGAGAUCUACCUCGCGCAGGGCGACCUCUUCGACGUCCGCCUGGGCGAGGGCUGGACCGAGGGCGCCUACGCAUACCGCAAGCCCGGCAUGGAACACGGCCCUUUCCGGAGCGAGGGCGGUUGUCUGAUGUUUAUCUUGUGCAUACCUGUCGCUGCAGACGGCAAGGAGAAACAGGCCUGA